This is a messenger RNA of Pectinophora gossypiella (pink bollworm), 641 nucleotides long. RefSeq lists its product as uncharacterized. Bases 54 to 641 code for a protein of 195 amino acids. The transcript is spliced from 5 exons. Gene Ontology annotation, molecular function: calcium ion binding. Gene Ontology annotation, biological process: centriole replication; nucleotide-excision repair; mitotic cell cycle. Gene Ontology annotation, cellular component: centriole; centrosome. Lineage: Eukaryota; Metazoa; Arthropoda; Insecta; Lepidoptera; Gelechiidae. The record is from RefSeq and is a predicted model, not a curated record.
CUGUCCUCAACAGAUUGAUUAACGAUACAAUUUGGAUUGAUAAUUUAUAAAUAAUGGAACACACUAAUAUGGAAAUAGAUUUAGAAGGGACGGUGGACCUGACUGUAUCAGCAGAAGUAGCAAAAAAGGAAGAAGAGGACUAUGAUUCUAUGCCUGAAGUCAACGAAGUCCAAGCUAGACUUAUAUUGACAGAUCAGCAGAAAAGCGACAUGCUUGCGGCUUUUAAUCUUCUAGACCACACUGGUGAAGGCAAAAUCAAGGCUGAAGACUUCCGUGUGGCCAUCAAAGCUCUUGGAUACGAACCCACCAAAGAAGAGCUUCAACACAUGAUUAAUGCUGUCGACAAGGGCUCGACAGGCAAACUUAGCUUCGAGAACUUUCAAACGGCAAUCAUGCGCAAAGUGAUGGCCAAGGACACUGAUCCAGACAUCAUGAAGAGCUUUAGACUCUUUGAUGAUGAUGACCAGGGGCUGAUAAGUUUUGAGAACUUAAAACGCGUAACUGAGAUCCUCGAAACUCAUUUGACGGAUGAGGAAAUAGAAGAAAUGAUGGAUGAUGCCGAUAAAGAUAUGGACGGCUUUGUUAGUGUCCAGGAGUUUAUGAAGAUGAUAAAGAACUCUGUCCACAUAGUGACUCCGUAG